This is a messenger RNA of Ostertagia ostertagi, 285 nucleotides long. The record is from the annotation of a GenBank genome assembly. Lineage: Eukaryota; Metazoa; Nematoda; Chromadorea; Rhabditida; Trichostrongylidae.
AUGAAGGCUACAUUCAUUCGGAAGAAGGCCAAGAUUUUCCUGAAUCAGAUCACCAUGAGCACCCUGACAAUGCUGAACAUUCUAAUCGAAAGCGCCGUAACGCGGAAGAAGACCCAGACCUUCCAGAGCAUUCAGAGCAUUCAUCCCAUAGCCAAGAAGAGCCGCACCAUUACGAGAAGAGGUCGUCAGGACAUCAUCGUGAUCAUAUUCACAAAAGAGACGUUGAAGAAUCCAGUCACCACGAAGAUGAACCGACAUUCGCCUCCGAUGACGUUCACCAAGUAG